This is a messenger RNA of Aphidius gifuensis, 2113 nucleotides long. Its product is annotated as enolase. The transcript has 4 exons. Lineage: Eukaryota; Metazoa; Arthropoda; Insecta; Hymenoptera; Braconidae. Gene Ontology annotation, cellular component: phosphopyruvate hydratase complex. Gene Ontology annotation, biological process: glycolytic process. The record is from RefSeq and is a predicted model, not a curated record. Gene Ontology annotation, molecular function: phosphopyruvate hydratase activity; magnesium ion binding. The coding region runs from base 161 to 1465 and encodes 434 amino acids.
UUAUGAUUAGAUGAUGGAAUUGUGAUGCUAUAUUACGUACCAACUACUAACACACGGAGAAUCAAUAGACCAACUCAAAAAGCGUCCGAGUCUCAUUCGUGUCUGGCUGACUGUCACACAUCUUUUAAGAAAUUUAAAGUUAAAUUAUUCAACUGUUAAAAUGCCAAUCAAAAGUAUCAAGGCUCGUCAAAUUUAUGACUCUCGUGGUAAUCCAACUGUCGAGGUUGAUUUAGUAACUGAAAAUGGAUUAUUCAGAGCAGCUGUACCAUCUGGUGCAUCGACUGGUGUCCAUGAAGCACUUGAACUUCGUGACAAUGACAAAUCAAUGUAUCAUGGAAAAUCAGUAUUCAAAGCUGUUGAUAAUAUCAAUUCAAUAAUUGCACCUGAAUUACUCAAGGCUAAUAUUGAAGUAACAGAACAAACUGAAAUUGAUAAUUUUCUUUUGAAACUUGAUGGUACACCAAAUAAAUCAAAAUUAGGUGCAAAUGCAAUUCUUGGUGUUUCAUUGGCUGUAUGUAAAGCUGGUGCUGCUAAAAAAUCAAUUCCACUUUAUAAAUGGAUUGCUGAACUAGCUGGAAAUAAAGAAAUUGUUUUACCAGUACCAGCAUUUAAUGUUAUUAAUGGUGGUUCACAUGCUGGUAAUAAACUUGCUAUGCAAGAAUUUAUGAUUUUACCAGUUGGUGCAGCAAACUUUACUGAAGCCAUGAAAAUGGGAAGUGAAGUUUAUCAUUAUCUUAAAGCUGGAAUUAAAAAGAAGUUUGGUCUUGAUGCAACAGCUGUUGGUGAUGAGGGAGGUUUUGCACCAAAUAUACUUGAAAAUAAAGAAGCAUUAAAUUUAAUUAUAAAUGCAAUUAAAACUGCUGGUUAUGAGGGAAAAAUUAAAAUUGGUAUGGAUGUUGCUGCAUCAGAAUUUCAUAAAGAUGGAAAAUAUGAUCUUGAUUUUAAAAAUGAAAAAUCAGAUCCAGCUACAUAUCUUGAGCCAGAAGCAUUGAAAAAUUUAUACUUGGACUUUGUUAAAGAAUUUCCAAUUGUAUCAAUUGAAGAUCCAUUUGAUCAAGAUGGUUGGGAAUCAUGGUCAGCAUUAACUGCUGCAACACCAAUACAAAUUGUUGGUGAUGAUUUAACUGUUACAAAUCCAAUUCGUAUUAAAACUGCUAUUGAAAAGAAAGCAUGUAAUUGUCUUUUAUUAAAAGUCAAUCAAAUUGGAUCAGUAACUGAAUCAAUAAAUGCUCAUAAUUUGGCUAAAAGUGCUGGAUGGGGAACAAUGGUAUCACAUCGUUCUGGUGAAACUGAAGAUACAUUUAUUGCUGAUCUUGUUGUUGGUCUAUCAACUGGACAAAUUAAAACUGGUGCACCAUGUCGUUCAGAAAGAUUGUGUAAAUACAAUCAAAUUUUACGUAUUGAAGAGGAACUUGGUGCUUCAGCUAAAUUUGCUGGUGAAAAAUUCCGUAAUCCAUCAGCUUAAUUUACCAAUAUUUUCUUCUUUAAUUCUUAAUAUUACUUUUUUUUUUUUUUUUUCGUGUAACUUUAUUAUUUCAGCUGUAAUUCAAAAUGUUCAAUUUAAAAAUACAAAUAUUGUUGUUACCUAAAUUUGUCUAGAUAAACCAAUAUAAACUUGAAAAAAAAAAAUAAUAGAAAUUACAAUAAAUAAAAUAAAUAAAAUAAAAAAUUGUAAUUUAUUUUUUUACCUAUAUAAUUAACAAAAAAAAAAGUCAAUAAAUAUUGAUAAUAAUUAAUUUUUUUUUUAUUUUUAAAUUGAUAAAACAAUUAUUUGUAAUUUUUUUUUUUUUUUUGAUUAAUUUUUUUUAUUUCAUCUAGCUUUGCCCCUCAUUCUCUCCAUCUACAUAAAAUUUAAUAAUUAAAUACUGUGUAAAAUACAUAAAAAAACAAAAAAAAAAAUUAAUCCAAUUAAAAAAUAAUAAUUACAAACUAAUUAAAAAUAAAAAUUCUAUAGUUUUUUGAAUAUUAUUAUUUCUUUUUUCAUUCUUUUCCAUAAUUUCAUUAUUAUUUUUCUUAUGGACAAUAUAAUUUUGCACAUUUCCAGGUUGAGCAUUUUAUCAGAGACUAUAUAUCAAUAAUUUUAUUUAAAAAAAAAAAAAAUUAAAGAAACAAA